ACAUGCCAAGGUUGUUUAAAAAAGGUGACAUAAUGAUCGGGGGAAUAUUUCCAGUUUUUAACAAAGAUGUCAGUAAAGUUCCUACGUUUGAGGGGGUACCUCCUGCCGUGAUAUGUGCCUUGUAUGACCUUCGAGCUUUUCGGUGGACCCAAGUGAUGAUAUUUGCAAUUGAAGAGAUAAACAAAGAUCUGGGUCUCCUUCCCAAUAUUACCCUGGGUUACACAAUUCUCAAUUCAUGUUCUUCUCCUACAAAUACAUUACGUGCUGCACUAACGCUAGCAAGUAGUAAAAAUGAAAAAGAAACAGCUUCUAGCUGUUCUCCUAUAUCUGCAAUCAUUGCAGAGGCAGGAUCCUCUCAGUCUUUGGCAGUUGCAGGGAUUCUUGGACCUUUUCAAGUUCCAGUAGUAAGACAUGAUGCCGUAAGUUAUUUUUCAACAUGUGCCUGUCUCAGUAACAGAGGUAAAUAUCCUACCUUCUUUCGAACCAUCCCCAGCGAUUUCUUUCAAGCAAAAGCUUUGGCAGCACUAGUGAAACAUUUUGGCUGGAAGUGGAUUGGAGCCAUUCAAUCUGAUAAUGAUUAUGGGCGGAAUGGGGUUUUGGCUUUUACAGAGGAGGUUAACAAGUUUGGGAUUUGUAUUGCUUUUGUUGGGACAGUUAUGCGAACCUUUCCUCAAGAGAAGAUUCUGAAAGUCAUUGACAUGAUCAAACAAUCAACUGUCAAAGUAAUUCUGGCUUUUACUCCAGAGGGUGAUUUCUCACCUUUAAUGAGAGAGGUUGUGAAGCACAACAUCACUGGAAUACAAUGGCUUGCUAGUGAAGCAUGGAUAACAGCACCCCAGCCUUCAACCCCUGAAAUGUACCAAGCUUUUGGUGGAGCUUUGGGUUUUGUUGUACAGAAGAUGGCUAUCCCAAAUCUACAUCCAUUUCUGACAGAUAUUAACCCUUACAGAAAUCCUAGUGCACCUUUUGUGAAGGAUUUUUGGGAGAUAAUGGUAGGUUGUCAGCCUGUUUCACAUGAAAUGGACAUUGGUACAGGGGAAAGAACUAAAAUAUGUACAGGCAAUGAGAAAUUGAAGGAUUACACCCAGGACGUGUUCUUCAAUGUCACACAGCUUAGAGUUUCUUAUAAUGUGUAUAAAGCUGUUCCUCAGUCGCUGUGCUCUAAUGAAUGCCCAGAAGGGAAAAGGAAAGCUCAAAUCAAAGGGAAACCAAAGUGCAAUGGAAUGCACAGCCUGUCCAAAAGAAUACUGGUCCAAUGA
Cyprinodon variegatus (sheepshead minnow) is the source of this 1259-nucleotide messenger RNA. RefSeq names its product extracellular calcium-sensing receptor-like. Gene Ontology annotation, molecular function: G protein-coupled receptor activity. Lineage: Eukaryota; Metazoa; Chordata; Actinopteri; Cyprinodontiformes; Cyprinodontidae. Gene Ontology annotation, biological process: G protein-coupled receptor signaling pathway. The transcript is spliced from 5 exons. The record is from RefSeq and is a predicted model, not a curated record. The coding region runs from base 3 to 1259 and encodes 418 amino acids. Gene Ontology annotation, cellular component: membrane.